AUGAAUGCCAUCUCCGUCUCCCUCCAACCAACUCCAAUUUUUGUUUCCAAAGUGCAACGGCAAAGCCACAGCCCUGCUGCAGCCACCGCCCGCUCGCUCACCCUAGCCCCCUACUCCACUCCACUCCAGUCGAUGAGACGCCUCGAGGUCACCGCGCUCGCCCUCCUCGUCGCCGGCGCCGCGCUCGUCCUCCUCCUCGCCCUCUGCCGAAACCGCCACCACCAGCGGCGGGGGAGCGGCAGAAGCAAGCGGCCCGAGCUGCCGCUCUCCACGCCCACCACCAAGACCGCCAUCGAGGGCCGGCGCCACCUCGCCCUCCUGAUCCUUCUUUUCUCGGGCCGCCGCCGCCGCCUCCGCGCGCGCGUCGAGCCGGCAGCCGCGCCACCGGGCUCCCGAACGCCAUCUCCGGCCCCAUCCCCGUCUCCGGCCACGGUGCUUCCGCUGGAGGAGGAGGAGGUGGCGGCGUGGCGGGAGCGGUGGUUCGGCGGCCCCGUCUCGUGGGCGCUCUACACCAUCUACGAGGAGGAGGAGAAGGAGGAGGCUGGCGCCGGCGACAUGGACGGCGGCGGGCAGGAGACGGAGACGGAAACGGGGACGCCGUUCUACACGCCGCCGGCAUCGCCGACGGUGGGAACAACGGAGCCCUGGAUGGAGUAGGCCGUUCCGAUCCAACUAACCCACUGACGUCGCCCUUCUUGUUAAUUAUUAAUCUGUCGCUGUGCCUUGAAUUUGUUACUCUUAUUAGAAUUAUUAUUACUUAUAGUAUUAGAUGACGCCAUUACCACGCAUGGUGCCACUGCCAUGCCAUGCAUGCAGGCUCACAAAUUAAAGGAGCCAAGUUAGCUCUAAUCUUUGUCUUUAAGGCUACCAAGUUAUUUUUGCUCCUGCUAAAUGCUAAUGUUAUGCCACUGGCACGUACUAUUCACAAUCCAAAUGCUGGGUUUUCUGGCGGGCGAGCAAUUAAACAAGCCAUGCAUGAUUUUGUGCCAUAAUAAUACAAGUCAAUUAAGUCAGGUCGACCAGCAGCCAGCAGGCCAUCUCUGUUGUUCUUGUCAUCUCUGAAAUUCUCUUGUCUGUUGUUCCCUGACUGCCCUCUCUCUCUCUCUCAUCAGUUUCGACCACCGGCUGCUGCUGCUCUCAUGAUCUCUGUCUCUGCUCCGUCUGCGGAUCGGAUCUCCAUUUGCUUCCAAAGUUGCCAUCGGCCAAAGUUUUAACUGGACGAGCCGCAUUGCCGUGUAGGCUAGCUGUGUGUAGCUAAUUAAGUGUAUUUACUCCACUUUGUUAAUAGACCUAGUCUUUGUUGACGGGCCGCCCUUUUGCUUUCACAGACACUAAGGCAACACAAACAGCUCUGAUCCGAUCACUUUAAUCCUCUUCUUCACUUGAGAGCUCAGCUGAGCACUUCACGCAUGCCUCCCUCCUGGACAUGGAGCGAGCAUCAAGAUGCCUCCUGCUCCCUGCCGUCCGGGAUAUGCAUGCGGCAUUGGACCCACUCCCGAACGUGUGUACUUUCACAUCAUAUCACAGACACGUUAUGACGUAAAUACGAUGUUGUGUCUCAGUUCGGUGUAAAUUUAUCAAGUGGAUGGAGCACUUAUAUGAACUACUAGUAUGUGGUAACGCCACAACUUUACUUUGAGGAUGCACAUGAAAACAACCAAACGAUAUUCUUUUUUCCCAUAGUUAAACUUUUACACAAUUGUAUUGUAUUUCAGCAUGUAUACAAUCUAGAAAACACUUCUGCAUGAUAAGGCAUAUAAUAAAGUUAUUUCUCACAUCAACCAUCACAUGUUCCAUAUCUAUCUAUUCUAAUUUUGUGUCAUAAAUAUUAAUUAUUUUUCCUAUAAAAUUCAUUUUUAUAUAUUUUUAACUCAGGCUGUUCGCUUAAAUGAUAUUCCAUGACUGAAAAUACUAUUUCCUGAUUCGUUAUAAGAAAAAAAACAUUAUUGAAUGACUGAUAACAUCAUAUCUUCUCUUAAUGACCACCAGUCAUUCGAGUAUCUCAACUUUGUUUGCACAAAGCACGACUCCGUAUGGGUGUGUUUGGUUUGUUGGUUCAUGGUAGCCUGGCUAGGAAUCUUAGCCUGGGCAUCACAAGCCUGUUUCCAGGAAGCAAGAGGUGUUUGUUUGGUUGCUUGUGAUGCUGAGCUUGGCUAAGAUGAGCUCGUGUUUGGUUUGCUAUGCAAAGGGCAUAGAGUCACCUCUUUCUUCAACAGGUAAGUCUACCUUCUCUUAGUC
Sorghum bicolor (sorghum) is the source of this 2238-nucleotide messenger RNA. RefSeq lists its product as uncharacterized. NCBI's taxonomy places the organism in Eukaryota, Viridiplantae, Streptophyta, Magnoliopsida, Poales, Poaceae. The record is from RefSeq and is a predicted model, not a curated record. The transcript has a single exon. Bases 1 to 657 code for a protein of 218 amino acids.